Molecule: messenger RNA, 484 nt
Organism: Loa loa (African eye worm)
Lineage: Eukaryota; Metazoa; Nematoda; Chromadorea; Rhabditida; Onchocercidae
Exons: 3
Coding region: 56-484 (142 amino acids)
Source: RefSeq, a predicted model, not a curated record
UUUAGAAGCUCAUUCUGAUACGCUACACACUGGACAAUCAGUUAGCACUGAAAAUAUGAAAAUUCCGGAACGAGCAAAUAAGUCAAAAAGGGAAGCUAUCCGGAGCGCUAAAUUUUUAACAGCUCGAUCAGCAGAGGAUGAACGGAAACGAUCAAAUGAAUCCGUUUUUUUUCUAAAAAAAAAGAAACCACUACCGAAUAAAGUGAUAGAUUCAGAACCAAAAAUUCAGCAAAUUUAUUACCGUUCAUCCAGUCGUCCUAUGAUGAAGAAAGCUCGUUCAUCUACCCAAUUUCGUCCCAUUUAUUCAUCACCAGUAUAUCCCAUAACACCACAAUAUUCAUCAAAACAAAAGACGAAGCACAAAUUUGUUCAUGGUAGUUCUGAAAAGGGAAAUAUACUUACUGCAGGACUUCCCGAAGGAUCUUCCAGUUCCACUUACAUACGUAAAAGCGAUUCUUCAAUGGACGAAAGGAAGUACGUGUAG